ACAACACAUUCUCUCUGUGUUCGACGCAAUUGGAAGUAUAAUUUAUUAGAUUUUCAUUAGCAUAUAUAUGAUAAAUGUAUUGUGUUGAUUAUUUAGAGGUUAGGUCACCGAAGGAUUAGGGUACGUGUUGUGCGUAGAGAAAUAAUUGCGCAUUGUCAAUACUAACUUCAAUUAUUUAACGCACAGAACUUACAGAUACUAAAAUUUUCGAAAACAAACAUACGAGAAACAGCUGAUUCGUUGAUAGUUAAGUGCGUAAUGUUCUCACACGUUUGAUAAACGAACAAAAUUGUAAAACAGUGCCGUAUUAGUAUGUAAAAAACAACAUUGUUUUCGGCAAUGACGAGAAAUCAUUAGGGUGAUAACCAAAGAUGUUCGUUGACGUGUCUCAAUGACGUAACGUUGUCUUUCUGUAACGAAAGUUCGAAUUCUCGAGAAACAUACCGCAAAAUGAAUUCAAGAAGGUUCUUAUCAAGCUGUUCGAACUAAAAGACAGUUCAACAGAAGAAGUACAAAUCACAAUUAAGCUGUCAAAAUGAAGCUAAGAAAAGAGUUAUUGUUACUUCUGCUUGUUAUGUCUGUUGCGUCCGAGUCAGAAGAUCCAAAAAAACAAUCAGAGACUUCUGACGAAGAGCCAGAGGAAGAUGUUACUUUGGGAGAAAGGGGGCUAGAACAUCUGCGUCAACUAAAGGAUGUACAUGAUACUAUGCUAAAAAUUAUACAAUCUAAUAGACUCUCAUAUCUUAGAGAGGAGAUGACAAGAAGAAAAGAAGAGGUAGAAGAAGAGCCGAAAACUAAGGAAGAAAGUUCCACAAUGAGAAAUGUAUGGACAAAGACAAGGAUAGCACAGACUAAGAAUAUAGAUUUACCAAAUAGUAAUUUAAGACUGGAGGAAGAAGAGACAGAGCCAUGGAAUGAAGAAGAGCAACUUGAGUCUCUAAGUGAAGAGACACCAGAACCACUUACUCCGGAGCCACAAGAAGCGGAGCAAAUGUUUAGGAAAGCACAGCGUCUCUUAAAUGCCACACGUUCUAACAAAGCAGAAGCUUAUGGAUUAUUAAGAGCAGCAGCAGCUCUUGGUCAUCGUGAAGCACAAUCCAUGUUGGCAUGGGCCCCAUUGCUUGGUCCGACUUACUUUUUGGUAUCUAGUCAGAUUGUUUCAGCUGUUUAUCAAACAUUUAAAGAACUUGCUGAAACUGGACUACCUUCUGCUCACAUGGGCUUAGGAUUUUUAUAUGCAACAGGACUAGGCGGAGUAAAUGCUUCGCAAGCUAAAGCACUUUUACAUUACACAGCUGCAGCUCUCGGCGGAGAUACACGUGCACAAAUGUCCCUUGGGUAUCGUUAUUUGGCUGGUGUCACGACGCCAGCUUCAUGUGAAAAUGCUUUAAAUUUUUAUCGUAAAGUUGCCGACAAGGUCGCAGAAGAGGUUUCGUUCAGUGGAGGGCCAGUUAUUCAGCGAGUCCGACUUUUGGAUGAACAAGAGAAUCCUGGAUAUAACUCAGGAAUGUAUGAUCAAGAUUUAAUAGAAUAUUAUCAAUUGCUAGCGAAGAAAGGAGACAUAGAGGCUCAAGUUGCAUUAGGACAGUUACAUUAUCAAGGUGCCAGGGGUGUUCCAUUAGAUCACGUGAGAGCCAUGCACUAUUUCCAGCAUGCUGCUGACGCUGAACACCCAAUAGCAAUGGCUUAUUUGGGAAAGAUAUACUUAGAGGGUAGCGAUAAAGUAGAACAGGACAACAAAACGGCAUACAAAUACUUUAAAAAGGCUGCUGAGCUUGGGAAUCCUGUCGGACAAAGUGGCUUAGGUCUUAUGUAUCUUUAUGGACGGGGGGUUGAAAGGGACACCACGAAGGCUCUACAGUAUUUCAAGCAAGCUGCAGAACAGGGCUGGGUCGAUGGACAGCUUCAACUUGGCAAUAUGUAUUUCAGUGGGACUGGAGUGAAACCUGAUUACAAAUUAGCUAUCAUGUACUUUAGCAUGGCCAGUCGAUCUGGCCAUGUUUUAGCACUUUAUAAUUUAGCUCAAAUGCACGCCACCGGCACAGGUAUGACACGCAGUUGCACGACUGCAGUCGAGCUUCUAAAGAAAGUCGCUGAACGGGGGAAAUGGAGUGACCAAUUGAUGGCUGCCCAUACAAACUAUAGAGAAGGCAAAAUCGACGAAGCUUUCGUUAAUUAUGCCCUUCUUGCGGAAAUGGGAUAUGAAGUUGCACAGAGCAAUGCUGCUUUUAUACUUGACAAAGGGGAGACUACGAUAUUUUCGGAGGAAGAGGGUUUGGUCAGAGCAUUAUCUUUGUGGGAUAGGGCUGCUGCACAAGGAUACUCUGCUGCUCAGGUAAAACUGGGAGAUGCUCACUAUUACGGCAGAGGAACGAAAGUUGACUACGAGGCUGCAGCUAAUCACUAUCGAUUGGCCUCCGAGCCAGAUCCAAAUGCACAGGCUAUGUUUAACCUUGGGUACAUGCAUGAACGUGGUUUAGGUUUAGCAAGGGAUCGACACUUGGCCAAACGGUGUUACGAUCUUGCUGCAGAAGCCAGCCCGGACGCCAAAAUCCCCGUUGCGUUGGCGCUUAUCAAACUCUCCUUCCUUUUCGGUUUGGAUUAUCUGCAGGAGUUUAGUCUUGUUGAUCAUCUGAAUAAAUGGGACCAGCUCUUGGGCCAGAACUGGGACUUAUAUCUUAUAGGACUGCUCACUGGCAUGCUCAGUUUAAUUAUUUACUUCCGCAGGCCGCAGCCACCACCUCCGCCUAGAAUUAAUUAGUUCUUUACUAUUUUUCUUUUUUCGUUCCCAGGCCGUUUCUUUUUCUUUUAGAUGAAGUCAAAUUUGUUACUGAUGGUUCAUAAAUACACGCACGUGCGUGCAUAAGGA
This is a messenger RNA of Megalopta genalis, 2869 nucleotides long. RefSeq names its product HMG-coA reductase degradation 3 (gene Hrd3). Gene Ontology annotation, molecular function: protein binding. Gene Ontology annotation, cellular component: endoplasmic reticulum membrane. Gene Ontology annotation, biological process: ERAD pathway. Lineage: Eukaryota; Metazoa; Arthropoda; Insecta; Hymenoptera; Halictidae. The record is from RefSeq and is a predicted model, not a curated record.